This is a messenger RNA of Anguilla anguilla (European eel), 916 nucleotides long. RefSeq names its product U2 small nuclear RNA auxiliary factor 1 (gene u2af1). Gene Ontology annotation, molecular function: metal ion binding; pre-mRNA 3'-splice site binding. Bases 67 to 786 code for a protein of 239 amino acids. The record is from RefSeq and is a predicted model, not a curated record. Lineage: Eukaryota; Metazoa; Chordata; Actinopteri; Anguilliformes; Anguillidae. Gene Ontology annotation, biological process: mRNA splicing, via spliceosome. The transcript is spliced from 8 exons. Gene Ontology annotation, cellular component: U2AF complex; spliceosomal complex.
ACGCCAAAACGCAUAUAAUCUGUGACGUAGUGCGCAGGAUUGUCGACGUUGCUGCCACAGUUCAAGAUGGCGGAGUAUCUGGCAUCCAUUUUCGGUACAGAGAAAGACAAGGUCAAUUGUUCUUUCUACUUUAAAAUUGGGGCAUGUCGUCACGGAGACCGGUGUUCCAGGUUGCACAAUAAGCCUACUUUCAGCCAGACUAUUGCCCUCUUGAACAUUUACCGUAACCCUCAAAACACUGCCCAGUCUGCUGAUGGUUUGCGCUGUGCUGUCAGCGAUGUGGAGAUGCAGGAGCACUACGAUGAGUUCUUUGAGGAAGUCUUCACAGAGAUGGAGGAGAAGUACGGAGAGGUGGAGGAGAUGAAUGUAUGUGAUAACCUGGGGGAUCACCUGGUUGGAAAUGUGUAUGUGAAGUUUCGCCGUGAGGAAGACGCAGAAAAGGCGGUCAUGGACCUGAACAACCGGUGGUUCAACGGUCAGCCCAUCCAUGCAGAGCUCUCUCCGGUUACUGACUUCAGGGAGGCCUGCUGUCGCCAGUACGAAAUGGGGGAGUGCACUCGAGGUGGUUUCUGUAACUUUAUGCAUCUGAAGCCCAUCUCUCGUGAGCUGCGCAGGGAGUUGUAUGGUCGUCGUCGGAAAAGGCAUCGUUCCCGCUCACGGUCUCGAGAACGACGUUCCCGUUCCCGGGACCGGGGCAGAGGCGGCGGUGGCGGCGGCGGCGGCGGCGGUGGCCGGGAUCGUGAGAGGCGGAGGUCGAGGGACCGCGAGCGCUCUGGACGAUUCUGAGUGGAUACCCAAAUUUUCCCGCCUCCUCCCCUCCUGCAUAGAAUUGUCUCCCAAUGACCAAAAUGUGAUUGAAAUGUGACCUUUUUUUUUUUUAUUACUUUUUUUUUUUUUUAAGAAAAGAACUUAAAAA